AUUGUUCCCUGUGAGCAGCCGGAAGAAGCGCUCCUUAAAGCCCCGCUGAACGCGACAGCUGCGCCGGGUGGACCGGUUUGUGUCAGGACUGCUCGGGAGCGACACCAGAACCGAGCUGUUUCCAGGUUUCACUCUGGUGGAGGAUUUACUCAGAGGGAAACUGGAUCAUGAUGUUUAAGUGGAGAAAAAACUGAAGUCCAUUGAGUCCUGCGUGGUGCCUUAAGCUGGACACAGAUGAGAAUAAAGAAAUGAAUGAACAGAAGUGGGCCGUAGCAGUGUAACACAUUGAGUUGAAGACAUCCCACCCAUGUGAUCUCACAGGCUGCCUCUGCUCUGCUCUGCUCCAGUCAGGCUCCUGCCUUUCAGCCGGCUGCAGCUAAUGAGCCUUUGUGUGGCCAAAGAUAGCAAGAGAAGGAGAGUGCAACACAGUGACAGAGAGGGAGUUCAAGUGAGAAAGACUUGUCGUCUUGCAACAAUAAAGCAUAUGUUACAGACAGUGCGGGCAGAGCUGGAAAAUUACCCGUCUCCCCUCACCGUCCUCCUGCAUGCUGCUGUCUCAUGGCUGCGGAGCUCACGGGUCGCUGCAAGUCAGUGGACUGAAACAAGAAUGAGAAUCUCUUCAUUCAUCAUGUUUCACCUGCUUUGAACGGCCACAUUUGUGACUGUGAAUGCGCUGCUGUUAGAAGAGGUGAAAGGAGUCACACUCUGCCAGUGGAUACAGGUGCAGGUGCGGCAGGCCAUGAGUGGAAUACUGAAGAGAAAAUUUGAGGAGGUGGAAGCCUCCUCCUCCCCGUGCUCUUCCGUGCGGGAGUCUGAUGAUGAGGUCUCCUGCAGUGARAGUGGGGAUAGCAGCGACAGCGUUAACCCCUCUGCCUCAAAUCCUUUCACCCCUGACUCAAUACUGAAGCGGGAGAAGCGUCUGCGUGCGAGGAGGGUUCAUUUUGAGAAUGUGACAGUGUACUACUUCUGCCGGCGGCAGGGCUUCACCAGCGUACCCAGCCAGGGGGGCAGCACCCUGGGCAUGUCCAACAGGCACAGCUGGGUCAGACAGUACUCUCUGGGUGAGUUUGCCUUGGAGCAGGAGAGGAUCCACAGAGAUAUGCUCAGAGACCACUUGAAGGAGGAGAAACUUAACUCAAUCAAACUCAAGCUGACCAAUAACGGCACCGUGGAGUCAGAGGAGGCCGACACGCUCACAGCAGAGGACAUCUCAGACGAUGACAUUGAUCUGGACAACACAGAGGUAGACGAGUACUUCUUCUUGCAGCCUCUUACCACGAAAAAGCGUCGAGCGCUGUUGCGCACCUCGGGGGUGAAGAAGAUCGAUGUCGAGGAGAAACACGAGCUUCGGGCCAUUCGCAUGUCCAGGGAGGACUGUGGCUGCGACUGCAGGGUUUUCUGUGACCCUGAGACCUGUGCUUGCAGCAUUGCAGGGAUAAAGUGUCAGGUGGAUCGAAUGUCAUUUCCAUGCGGCUGCACUAAAGAAGGUUGCAGCAAUUCAACUGGAAGAGUGGAGUUUAAUCCCAUCCGUGUGCGGACCCAUUUCCUGCACACCAUCAUGAAGCUGGAGCUGGAGAAGAGUCGCGAGCAGCAGCAGACGGCCUCGGCCAACAGUUACUGUGGCAACACUAAUGACUCAGGAAGCGGAAACCCUUUCGCAGAGGCGCAGCACCGGUUGGAGUACUCGCUGACCAGCUCCGUCCCUCAGACGACCAGCAUGCACCUCCCCGCUGCAGAUGAGAUGGAGGAGCCGCUGGAUGAUGAUGACGAGGAGGAAGAUGACGACGACGAAGAGGAGAAUGAAGAGGACGAGGAAGACGAGGAGGACAGUAGCAGCAUUUGCAGUGGGCUGUCUGACUCCAGCACACAGAGCUUGGCUAACAGCGACUCGGAGGAUGAGGAUGCAGAGAAGUGUGAGAAUUUUGAGGACGACCUGACAACCCCAGCGGUUUCUCACACUGAAGUGGUGCCAUUGUCCUCUGUGAUGUGUUACAGCGAUGGUUCUGUGGGACACGAUAACCACAUUAAUGGAAACCCUUACUUGAUGAGCUCUUCUCCGGCUGAGUACUAUCAGCUGGGGAGCUCCAGCGCAGACUUGAACGGCCAGACCAGUCAACCCAGUGAAUCCUACAGGGAAGCCUUAGCAUUUCAAGAUCCAAUCAAUACGACCAAUGGAAACGUGGUGCAGGGACCGUUCAGCCUGUCUGCAGAGCAGUACCCAGGCUACUCAAAUCAGACAGAGGAGCAGUACUCAGCCAAUCACCAGUUUACUCUGAAUGGUGGUGCUCCUGCCGCCCCUUUGACCUGCUACACGCCUGACCAGAACAACAAGGUUUUGUCCAAGGCGGGGUUCGUGGAGCAGCCCGAGAACCAAAACGACACACAGUUUCAGAACUACCUUAACAAUAACAGUCAAAGCUCCUACAGCAAUCACAGUGCAUGUAUGACAGCCGAGCAGCAGCCACAGGAGUCAAGCGCAAAUGGACAUUCUGACCUGACCUUACUAGCAAACAAUACAAAGAACCUUCCUUUACCAGACCAUUGCCCCGAGGUCACAGCCAUUUAAAGGGCUCCACCUUAUAGUGUUCUUUCAUGAUUAUGUCUUCACUUGAAGUUGUAUUUCUAGAAAACACCAUUGCCUUUUUCCCCACCCAAUUUCCUGACCUUAAAGUUGAAAGCAAUUUACAGAGUAAUACUACAUUUUCAUCUAGAACCAUGAAGCCAUAGGGUUUGCGAUGGAAACAGAUUUGAGGAACUGCUUACUAGUGCAGUUUUCUCCAUUACAAUUGUUGUGCUCAACAUCAACGAGCAGAAGGAUAAGAAAAAUAAGAACCCAUUGUAUUAUUGUUAUUUUUUUCAUUGUAUUUAUGUUAUACUGUGCAAAGUAUUCUGUAACUUUUGGUGUAAAGUUCUCAUUUAAAGCAGAUGAACUGUAGAUUGAACCUGUCUGCUGUACGUGUCAAAUGCACACAAAAAGGCUUAACGUCAGUUUAUUUAUUGUAGUUGAAAAGUGCAAAGGUUUUGAUUAAAAUAAUGCAUGCAAUUUUAGAAAUCAGUGUUUGUGAAAAAAUGUUUUAUAUAUAUAUAUAUAUAAAUAUAUGAAUUGCUGUACUCAUAAUGUACAUUUUUCCUCUGUUUAAGUCUUAAUUUAAAGUUUUUUUGAGUCUAAAAAGCAUUAAAAAAG
This is a messenger RNA of Austrofundulus limnaeus, 3184 nucleotides long. RefSeq names its product cysteine-serine-rich nuclear protein 3 (gene csrnp3). The record is from RefSeq and is a predicted model, not a curated record. Lineage: Eukaryota; Metazoa; Chordata; Actinopteri; Cyprinodontiformes; Rivulidae. Gene Ontology annotation, molecular function: DNA-binding transcription factor activity, RNA polymerase II-specific; sequence-specific DNA binding. Gene Ontology annotation, cellular component: nucleus. Gene Ontology annotation, biological process: regulation of transcription by RNA polymerase II. The transcript has 7 exons. The coding region runs from base 740 to 2566 and encodes 608 amino acids.